Molecule: messenger RNA, 3092 nt
Organism: Heterocephalus glaber (naked mole-rat)
Lineage: Eukaryota; Metazoa; Chordata; Mammalia; Rodentia; Bathyergidae
Gene: Sbk3
Product: SH3 domain binding kinase family member 3
Biological process (GO): protein phosphorylation
Molecular function (GO): ATP binding; protein serine/threonine kinase activity
Source: RefSeq, a predicted model, not a curated record
CAUGGAAUAUAUGUGUGGGAAUAUGUAUAGUAUCUAAUAUAAUUACAUAUAUAUAUAUUUUUUUCUUUUUUUUGUAGAGGGAAAGGUCUCACUAUGUAGUUCAGACUGGUCUAUCAACUCACUACAUAGCCUGGGCUGGCCUUAGACUCAGGGCGAGCCUCCUGGCUCAGCCUCCUGUCUACUGGGGUUACAGGCCUGCACCACCACGCCGGCAACUAUAAUUAUAUUAGGGAUGAUUUAUUUGGACUGGACAUUACAUGACGCAAAAAUUACAGAAUUCAGUGGUUCUUCCACAGAGGUGCUCUGGGUAGGAACGGUGAUGAGUCUCAUUUCUUACGGGUGGAAACUGAGUCGCAGAGGCAGGGGAACCCUGGUGUGUGGCUCCUGCUGGGGGGGACGGCGGGAGGAGGGACAAGAGGCUCACAGGCGGGGAAGGAGCCUGGAGUGGGUGUGCCCUGGGCCUGGCCCAGCACCUCCGGGCCACACCUGCGGGGGUCGAGGUCGUGCCGGGUGACCCCGAGGAGUAGCGUUGCUAAAUGGGGAGGUGCAAAGCUCCCCGGAUCACCAGUGCGCCUGGGGAGGGGAGGCUGCGUGUCCUGCGCCGCGGGCACAGGCGGCUGCUGCAGCCUGACCUUUGGGAGCUGGGAACAGCCCGAGUGCCGGGCGGGGCACAGCGCUCCGCGCCUCAGUUUCCCUCAUUCUUCUCACCCGGGGCUGGGUGGGCAACGCCUCAAAGUCUUAAAGAAUAAAUGAGGAGGAGGAGAGGAGAGCCGAGCCUGAGGCAGUAAACAGCCCUCAGCGCACGGUUCCUGUUACUGGUGUUUGAACAGCUGCCGCGCUGUGGGAAAAUUCCAGCGACGCGAAGGGGAUGGGCACCGGUGGGAGCCGCGCGUGGGUACGGACUGCGGCCUCCCCCGAGCCGCAGUCCGGGCCGAAGCGGGGACGGGCCGUGGCCGAUUCCCACACCGCCCCGCGUUGCUCGGCUGUGGGCGGCCAGUGCUGUCCUUCCCGUGACUCGCGCUCCUUAGGGGAGAGAGCCGCCCAGGGGGCCGGGCGGGAGAAGCGCCCCGCGCGGCUUGCUUUCCUCUUGCCGGAGCAGUUUCAGGCUGCUGUUUGCUGUGUAACAGCCUGCACUGCCUCCCCACGCCACCACAGAAAGCACGCAGCGGUGGCCGGAAAGGGAGGAGACUAGAAAGCCAGUGGCCGGGCAAGUGCGCCUCUGCCCUGCAGCCCGGCCGGGGCCUCUCCACAGGGGGCCUUUUCCGCCGCCGGGACCUUCCAGAGCCUGGGAGCCGCGGGCCGAGGGAUUUUUAUUAAUAGCAGGCUGUAGUAGUAGUGGAAACUCGAGCUGGGCUGACAGGGUGUGAGUCACCGCCUGGCCCAGGCCCAGCACUGCCCGCUCCCGGAACCUCAGUCUCCUCAUCCAUACGCUGGGGGACCCUGAGCCCAGGACCCAAAACGGCGGGGCAGGGCACAGGGCAAUCUUUCCGCGGGGCGCCCAGCCUGGCCUAGGUUCUUGGGAUGGAGGAGAAGGACUUUUCUAGGAGUCCCUGGUUCUGGGCCACAGUGUCUCCCGGACCCUGGAGGAAGCCGGAAGGCCCUGAGCCCAGGACCCAGCCGGUGAGAGCUGUGAAUGGGGCUCCCCCCUUCUCCUGCCCUCGGGCGUGGCCCUUGGGGGUUCACAGCCUGCUUGUCCCCUCUGUCCUGGGACCAGCGCCCGGAGUCCAAGCUGGUCUAAGUUUGGAAGGGGAAGGAGGGUGAGGGCGGGUGUGGGGGACAGGAUGUCUCUGUCUCUAGCUGUCACACACACCUCUGCCCGGAGAAAGGGAGGGACAAAGGCUGUGUGCGAGUCAGAACAAAGAGAAGAGAAGAGAGACGCGGAGGCACUGGGCAGCCAGGGCGCCCGGAGAGCCAGGGCCAGAGGCCGGGGCCAGAGCCCAGGGACGCUGUGCUGCCCAACAGGGAGAGUGUGGGACAAACAAGACAAGACGGGGGCCAGAGACCCACUCGGAGACCCCAGGGAGGACACGGCCACUGCCCUGCUGCGCCUGGUGGAGCUGACAGCCGCACGGGUGACCCCGCUUUGCAGCCUGCGGGUCCAGUACCGCCUGCUCCGGAAGCUGGGUGCGGGCUCCUACGGCCGGGUGCUCCUGGCCCAGCCUCGCCAUGGGGGCCCAGCCGUGGCCCUCAAGCUCCUCCGCUGCGACUCAGUCCCGAGAGCCACCUUCCUAAGAGAGUUCUGCGUGGGCCACUGCGUGUCCUCACACCCUGGCCUGCUGCGCACACUGGGGCUCCCCCUGCAGACACCCAGACACUUUGCCUUUGCCCAGGAGUUUGCACCCUGGGGGGACCUCAGCGGGAUGCUCCAGGAGAAGGGCCUGCCGGAGUCCAUGCUGAAGCGGGUGGCCGCCCAGCUGGCUGGGGCCCUGGACUUCCUGCACGGCCGCGGGCUGGUGCACGCCGAUGUCAAGCCGGACAACGUGCUGGUCUUUGAUCCAGCCUGCAGCCGUGUGGCCCUGGGCGACCUGGGUCUGACCCGGCCCGAGGGCAGCCCGGCCCCUGCACCACCAGCCCCACUGCCCACCGCGCCACCCGAGCUCUGCCUGCUGCUGCCGCCCGCCACGCUGCCCCUGCGGCCAGCUGUGGACGCCUGGGGCCUGGGCGUGCUGCUCUUCUGCGCUGCCACUGCCUGCUUCCCCUGGGACGUGGCGCUGGCCCCCGACCCUGAGUUCGAGGCCUUCGCCAGCUGGAUGACCGCCAGGCCGCAGCCCCCUCAGCCACCUGCGCCCUGGGACCAGUUUGCACCCCCGGCUCUGGCCCUGCUGCAGGGGCUUCUGGACCUGGACCCUGACACCAGGAGCCCCCCGCUGGCCAUCCUGAGCGUGCUGGGAGAAGACUGGGGCUUGGAGGCCAACGGAGAGGGUCCUGGGGGCUCCCUGAGCACUGACAGGGAGGAGGGGGACACAGGAGGGUCGAGCUUGGAGGAGGAGACGGACGAGGACGGGGAUGAAGGCAGAGGGGGCGGGAACACGGGGACAGACGGUGGAGCCGCCCGGCCAGGUGACUGAGACAGGUGGCCAAGGCCUGGGCCA